This is a messenger RNA of Chrysemys picta bellii (western painted turtle), 584 nucleotides long. Lineage: Eukaryota; Metazoa; Chordata; Testudines; Emydidae. The record is from RefSeq and is a predicted model, not a curated record.
CUCCCACGUGCUCUGCUCCCAACAGCCACUACGAGCCUUGUAUGAGUGCUUGCCCUGCCACAUGUCUGGACCGCCUCGCCCCCGAGAACUGCAGCAAGCCCUGUGUCGAGGGCUGCGCAUGUAACUCUGGAUUCGUGCUCAGCGGAGGCGCCUGCGUGCCAGAGGCCAAGUGCGGCUGUGUGUUCCAGGACAGAUACUACAGUGAAGGAGAGAGCGUUGUGACGGAGAACUGCACGAGCCGGUGUGAGUGUCUGGGGAAUGGCAACAUGACGUGCAGUGAGCUGUCUUGUGGUCCAGAUGAGAUCUGCAAGAUUCAAACUGGCCUACGGGGAUGUUAUCCAGCCGGCACCGCUACCUGCCACAUCUACGGUGACCCCCAUUACACCACCUUUGAUGGGAAACUUCACCACUUCCAGGGUGCCUGCAACUACACUGUGGUGGAGACCUGCGAUAAUGCCUCUGGGAGCUUUAGGGUUACCACCCGAAAUGAACACCGGGGCAGCCCCAGCUGGACAGCCAUUAACUCCGUCGCUCUCACCCUGGAUGGCGUCCACAUUGCACUAGGGAAGAAAGGAAUUGUCUAC